This is a messenger RNA of Linum trigynum, 4824 nucleotides long. The record is from the annotation of a GenBank genome assembly. NCBI's taxonomy places the organism in Eukaryota, Viridiplantae, Streptophyta, Magnoliopsida, Malpighiales, Linaceae.
UCCCUAUGUCAGUUAUGACAGUUACUUGUUUUAAGGGGGUGAAGGGGUGUGUCCCUUCAUCUUUUCCCUCACUGUUUCGGUUAUUCCUGUAACUUGUAUAUAAAACAAGUCAGGAAUGACAGAAGGGCAGAGAUAUAUGAAUAAAGAACAAAGUUAAAGAAAUAUUUCUGUUUGUUUCCCUUUCUAUUGAACUAACGUUCAUUCGUCCGUUCGUACGAUAACGAACAUAAUCUUUCGGUGGUCUGUCCUACAUCAGGUUGGUAUCAGAGCAAAGGUUUCUGCAACUUUUCUACAAGUUGCAAUCCAUUUGUUUCUGCUGCAAACAAUUAGAGGACGAUGGCCGCUGAAAACGAACGCCUCGACAACUUGGAACAACAAGUUGCCGGUAUCACUCAAUCCCUACAACAAAUACUAGCCGCCUUACGUGUUGAAGAUCAGCCCCAUAAUCACAGGGUUCUCAACCCACAGCCGCACCGGGAAGAUCGCGAUUGGUACCGAAUCAAGGCCGAAAUCCCAAUCUUUAGUGGUAGCCUGGAGAUUGAGCCUUUUCUCGAUUGGCUUAAUGAAGUUGAACGUUUUUUCGAAAUUAUGGAGAUUAGCGAUGAAAGGAAGGUGUCGAUUGUCGCAUACAAGUUACGAGGGGGAGCAGGAGCAUGGUGGCAGAAUAUAAGGGAAGAACGCUACCGUCUUCGUCAACAACCAGUUCGAGAGUGGCCGCUGAUGAAAGAACUUCUUCAACAACGAUUUCUUCCUCGGGAUUAUACUCAGAAUCUGUACCGCCAAUUGCUUGAUUGUCAACAAGGGAGUCGUUCCGUCUCUGACUAUACGGAAGAAUUCCUGCGUUUGACAGCUCGAUGCAAUAUUCAAGAAGACGAUGACCUACAAGUUGCUCGUUAUAUUAGGGGGCUGAAAAUUGAGAUUCAGGACCACAUUGGUGUUCAGGCAGUCAUGUCCCUAAUGGAUGCUCGAGAGAUGGCGGCACGAGCAGAGGCGCGUCUGAUUCCACAGCAACCUCUCUUGACAUAUCCCCGACGAAACCAUCGAGAAUCUCCUUUGCCUCGACCAUCUGAAACCAGUUCUUCGCGUGUCACUGCUGCCCACCAAACAACAGCACCACACAUGGAAAGCAGGCGCUUUCCAGCCGCUGCCGCUCAAGUGCCAACAGCCCCUCGAACUGCUCCUCGCCCCAACAAUCAAAAUCCCUACCAACAUCCAACGACAGGGAGGUGUUACCGAUGCAAUCAGCCUGGGCAUAAGUCCAAUGAGUGCCCCAAUCGAAAGCCAGUGCACGUGGUGGGUAACCUGUCUGAAGAUAACUCCAAUGAUGUUGAGGACCCAGAACCUGAAUAUGAUGUUGAUGACAUAUGCGGAGAUGAACAUGAAGAGGCCACCUAUGUCAUUCAACGGACACUUUGCUCUUCACCACAAGAAGAUGCCAGCCAACGCAAACGGAUCUUCCAAGCAAAGUGCCGAGUUGCUACUCAAAUAUGCAGCCUAAUUAUUGACAGUUGCAGCUGCGAAAACUUGGUCUCUCGAAAACUAGUUGAAGAGCUCCAACUUCCAGCAGAAGACCAUCCCACUCCAUAUCAAAUUGGAUGGAUUCAAAAGGGGCCAAAAAUGUUGGUGAAGCAAAGAUGCAAAAUUCCUCUAGCCAUGGGGAAGUUCUAUUCUGAUAACAUAUUCUGUGACAUUGUUGAUAUGGAUGUUUGUCAGGUUUUAUUAGGAAGACCUUGGCAAUACGACGUGGAUGCGAUGCACCGAGGCCGAGAGAACACAUACACAUUCCAAUGGCAGCAGAAAACAAUAGUUGUCGCACCAUUGGGCAGUCCUAAGCUUUCAUCUAAAGUGGAAGGGCAGAUCUUCUUAUCAUUGAUAGAAUCAAGUAACUUUUCUACUUCUAAAGUAAGAAGCUGUGGAGGUGUGUAUGGGCUGGUUAUUAAACCUGAUUACGGAGAAGCAACAAUGCCGGAAUCUGUUCGAGAAAUGUUGGCUGAGUUCCCCCAACUCAUUUCUGAACCCACUCGGCUGCCGCCUUUACGAGAUAUCCAGCAUCACAUUGAUUUUGUGCCUGGCGCUCGACUACCCAAUCUACCUCAUUACCGGCUUAAUCCCGAAGAAGCAAAAAUACUUCAGGAGAAAGUUGAAGCAUUGUUACAGCUUGGACACGUUCGAGAAAGUUUAAGUCCUUGUGCUGUACCAGCAUUACUAGUGCCAAAGAAGGGGAACCAGUGGAGAAUGUGUGUGGAUAGUAGGGCCAUCAACCGAAUCACGGUGCAAUAUCGAUUUCCUAUUCCUCGAUUGGAUGACAUGUUGGACCAACUAUCGGGAUCGGUAAUUUUCACAAAACUGGACUUGACAAGUGGGUAUCACCAAAUUCGCAUCCGUCCGGGGGACGAGUGGAAGACCGCCUUCAAGACCAAAGAAGGAUUAUACGAGUGGCUUGUGAUGCCUUUUGGUCUCUCCAACGCACCCAGCACAUUUAUGCGGCUUAUGAAUCAGGUGCUUAAACCCUUCCUCAACAAAUUCGUUGUUGUGUAUUUUGAUGAUAUUCUGAUUUACAGUAGCAGUGAAGAAGCACAUGAAGGCCAUUUGCGUAAAGUUUUGUUGACACUUCAUGAGAAUGAGUUGUAUAUUAAUCUCAAGAAAUGUCACUUCAUGAUGGAGCAAGUGCUGUUUUUGGGAUAUAUAAUCAGUGCAAAUGGAGUACGUGUGGAUCCACAAAAGAUUCAAGCCAUUGUUGACUGGCCAACACCUUCAACCAUCACUGAGAUAAGAAGCUUUCAUGGUUUGGCCACAUUCUACCGUCGUUUCAUCCGUAAUUUCAGCAGUAUAGUUGCUCCUAUUACCGAUUGCUUGAAGCAAGCUCGUCCUUUUCAAUGGACGUCUGCUGCUGCCCGUGCUUUUGCAGAGAUCAAACAACGCCUCACUUCUGCCCCGGUUCUCGCCUUGCCUGACUUUGAUAAGGUGUUCGAGGUAGAAUGUGAUGCAUGCGGAGUAGGUGUCGGUGGAGUGUUGUCACAAGAGGGCCGUCCGGUGGCUUAUUUCAGCGAGAAGCUCAAUGAAACAAGGGUGAAUUGGGCAACCUAUGAUCAAGAACUGUUUGCUGUAUUCCGGGCCUUCAAGCAUUGGGAGCAUUACCUUCUCCCUAAAGAGUUUGUCAUUUACACCGAUCAUCAAGCUUUGAUUCACUUUAGAACUCAACGAACUUUGAAAAAUAAACUUCAUAUUCGUUGGGCAGCAUACUUUGGACAGUUUAAUUACGUGAUUAAACACAAAUCUGGAUCUUCAAACAAGGUUGCUGAUGCCUUGAGUCGACGGGGAAACAUUCUUCUCACCACCAGCCAUGAAGUUGUUGGAUUUAGUUUCCUUCCUGAACUCUAUGUCGACGAUCCAGAUUUUGGCACCACUUGGUCUAAGUACAUGGAGAAGCAGCCCCUUGGAGAUUUUACAGUGCAAGAAGGCUAUCUCUUUAAAGGCAAUCGGUUGUGUAUCCCUCGAACCUCGUUGCGUGAAAAGUUCGUCAGGGAACUCCACGCCGGGAAACUUCAAGGCCAUUUGGGACGUGACAAGACAAUUGCUCGAUUGGAAGAACGGUAUUAUUGGCCACAGUUGAAAAGAGAUGCUGGUCGGGUUGUUCGCCAAUGCUCUAUUUGUCAAACCCAAAAGGGUCAUCUUCAGAAUACCGGCCUAUACAUGCCGCUAGCAAUUCCUGAUCAGCCGUGGGAAGAUUUGUCAAUGGACUUUAUUCUGGGAUUACCUCGCACUCAACGAGGAGCCGAUUCCAUCUUUGUUGUGGUGGAUCGCUUCUCCAAGAUGGCUCACUUCCUUCCCUGUAAACAGACCAACAACGCACCGCAUAUCGCAAAGCUAUUUUUCCAAGAAAUAGUUCGCCUUCAUGGGAUUCCUCGAUCCAUCACUUCUGAUCGCGAUCCCAAGUUUUUGGCUGUGUUUUGGUCUACCUUAUGGAAGCGAUUUGGCACCGAAUUGAAGUUCAGCAGCACUGCCCAUCCACAAACAUAUGGUCAAACAGAAGUUGUGAAUCGAACCUUGGGUAACUUGCUACGGUGUUUGUGUGUUGAAAACCAACGACAAUGGAAUUUUGCAUUGGCUCAAGCAGAGUUCGCCUACAAUAGUGCCCCACACCGAGCCACCGAGAUGGCUCCAUUUGCUGUAGUUUAUCGACGCAUCCCUGCAACUACUCUUGAUCUCAUCAAGCUGCCCAACGGCUUGAAAAACAGUGACGCCGCUGAUCUGUUUGCUCAGUCCCAUGUAGAUAUCAUUGCACAAGUGAAGCAGAAGUUAGAACACACAACUGCUCGUUACAAGCUUGCUGCUGAUCGUCAUCGUCGUCGUGCUAAAACUUAUCAAGUGGGAGACUUGGUGAUGGUCUAUCUACGCAAAGAGCGCGGUGGAAGUCAGCAUAAGUUAGACCCGCGGAAGAUUGGACCUUUCAAAGUUCUCCGGAAGAUUAAUGAUAAUGCCUAUGUCCUUGACCUCCCUGCUCAUAUGCGCAUCUCCAGCACCUUCAAUGUUGCAGAUCUGUCUCCUUACUACUCUGCUGAUCAAUCCGAGACGGUUUGAGCUCAAGUGGAAGGGAAUGAUGCGGCAUCAGUUAACCGCCUAUCUAAAAUAUAUAUAUCUAUAUCUCCUAUCUAAUCCUCUGUAUCCCUAUGUCAGUUAUGACAGUUACUUGUUUUAAGGGGGUGAAGGGGUGUGUCCCUUCAUCUUUUCCCUCACUGUUUCGGUUAUUCCUGUAACUUGUAUAUAAAACAAGUCAGGAAUGACAGAAGGGCAGAGAUAUAUGAAUAAAGAACAAAGUUAAAG